Myxocyprinus asiaticus (Chinese sucker) is the source of this 3142-nucleotide messenger RNA. Its product is annotated as glial cell line-derived neurotrophic factor-like. Bases 329 to 1027 code for a protein of 232 amino acids. The transcript has 4 exons. Gene Ontology annotation, molecular function: receptor tyrosine kinase binding; glial cell-derived neurotrophic factor receptor binding; growth factor activity. Lineage: Eukaryota; Metazoa; Chordata; Actinopteri; Cypriniformes; Catostomidae. The record is from RefSeq and is a predicted model, not a curated record.
UCAUGUGGCUGGAAUUCGACCCCUCCGGGGUUCCGAACUCUCAUGUGUUUAUGGGACUUGGUUUUGGCACACAUGCUCCUGCGUUCAGAGUGGAGAAGUUCUCCUGAGGAAUUACUGGACGCGGAACGUCCCGCAUCUGAACGCGUCUGACGCGUUUGAGACGCAUCUGGGUUUCUGGCCACUCCGGACACAUUUUAUGUGAAAAUAAAAGUGGAAGUUCAGCAUUAUGCAUCAUCACUUCAGAGAGAAGUCGAAAGAAAACACGUUGAGGAAUACAUUUUCAUUAUCUGUGGAUUAUUUUCACUCUUAAUUUAUUUCUCUCAAGUCCAUGACAGGAGAGGUCGAUCAGGACAGAAAAGAUGGCAAAGGGUGGAGAAGUACAGAGAAUUCCAUGGCAACAUCUGCCCGCUGUCACCUGAGAAACUGGAAGGUGAUUCUGUUAGUUUUUGUGUGUAUUCUGGGUCUGAUUGAUGGACAUUACCUGCAGGAUGAGACAGAGGAACCACACACCAGCAUACUAGGAACCCAUUCAACCUUUCCAGACCGACCCCAGAAGAAAGCAGACCAGUGGCUGAGCAAAGAACCCUGGGCAGGUCUGCAUGAUUCCUCCUUGGCUGAGGAGGGUGAGGGACAUCGAAUCCGGUGGCAGCGUUCCUCUACAAACGCCUCCAGUUUGAGGAAAUCCCCUAAGAACCGCAAGGAACGUCGUAACCGGACGCGAGGUCGCAGCAGUCAGGACUGUCGUUUGGAGAAGAAGGAGAUGAGGGUGCGUGAGCUGGGGCUUGGAUAUGACUCGGACGAAAUCGUGAUGUUCAAGUACUGUGUUGGGACGUGCAUGAGUGCCCGCAGGAACUACGACUUGGCCCUGAAGGUGCUGACAGAUAAUGGCAGCAUUCCAAGCCGCAAGGUGAGCACCCAUCCCUGCUGCAGGCCGACGCGCUUUGAGACCGUCUCGUUCAUGGAUGCACAGACAAGCUGGCAGACCAUCAAAUGGCUUUCAGCAGCCAACUGCACCUGUGUGGGAUGAGAGAGACAAAGAAAACGCAACCGGUAAAAUCAGUCCAAAGCUAUGGUUCAAUCCAAAGAAAUUCCUUAGAAAUUCCUUGGAAUUACUCUGAAAGGAAACAGCGAUGCAGCGUUCCUAAUGAUGCCCGUAUAUGCUGCAGUCGAAGCUAUUGUGGCUAGGGUGCAAACACAGUGGCUCUUGUACCGUGAGGAACCACAGGAACCAUAGGAAUAAGGGAUGACCUGCAGGGUAGAGGUCACCUUGCCAUGAAUGCUGGUUUUUGGAGUCUGUAGAGGAGAUGCAAUGCCUCCUCUGACCUCAGCAUCUCCAUUAGAGAGCUAAAAAACAUUGAUGGAAGUCCUCAGAUAUCUGCUCCGAACUGCAGUUUUCAAAUUGAAGGAACUUGAAGGUCUACUUUUCACAUUUCGGCCUCUUAUAAGGCAGAUAUUAAGAAUGACAUGGAUACCAUGAAGUUUCAUUGUAACAGAACAGAAAGUGCUUAUUUAUAGUAUAUCAUGUGACACCAUGUCAAAAACAGGCGCGAUGUGACAGGUUUUAAGCUACACGACACAACGUGACACAAUUCCAGCCAAUCAGAAGACAUUUGAGGUUUAAUAGAGCGCAACAGAACUUUUUCAGCCGUCUUGGUUCCGAAAGUAUUAUUUCCAUUCAUUUUUUCCAAAGGGAUUUCAUAAAAUCCUUCAUAAAAGAGUUCUAAGCCAUUAACCAACCCAACAGCUCUGAGGUGAAUCACAACAUAAACUUUCAUUUGAAGUACAAAAAGCAUUUUAAAAUCAGACUUAACAUCUUUAAUGAGGGAAUGAACUACAAUCCCAUGAAGCAUUGUGAAUGAUAUAAACAAAUUGCACCAUUCAUAGUGUGUCACGGGAGUGUGCAGUCGCUGCAGAGCUCUUUUGGUGCACUUUGCCACAAUUGUCUUUUUGGUGGAUUUUUCCCCUCGGGAUCAUGGGCAAUGUAGUACUUAGUCAGGAACUCCACUAUUAAAUAUGAAUUUUAAAAUAUUUAGUUGAGUUAACAUGGACUGAUGGCUUCAACAGAAGCAUUUACCAUUGAUUAACAACCUCAGAGCUCACGGUAGGUCUGUCUUUAAAGGUUUACAAGUUAUUAUUAAAAAUCAAUUUGCCUGGGGGCCUGGGUAGCUCAGCGAGUAUUGACGCUGACUACCACCCCUGGAGUCGCGAGUUUGAAUCCAGGGUGUGCUGAGUGACUCCAGCCUGGUCUCCUAAGCAACCAAAUUGGCCCGGUUGCUAGGGAAGGUAGAGUCACAUGGGGUAACCUCCUCGUGGUCGCGAUUAGUGGUCCUCGCUCUAAAUGGAGCGCGUGGUAAGUUGUGCGUGGAACGCGGAGAGUAGCAUGAGCCUCCACAUGCUGGGAGUCUCUGCGGUGUCAUGCACAACGAGUCACAUGAUAAGAUGCGCGGAUUGACGGUCUCAGAAGCGGAGGCAACUGAGACUUGUCCUCCGCCACCCGGAUUGAGGUGAGUAACCGCACCACCACGAGGACCUACUAAGUAGUGUGGAUUGGGCAUUCCAAAUUGGGAGAAAAGGGUAGAAAAAUAAAAAAAUAAAUAAAAAGAAAAUAAAAAGAAAUCAAUUUGCCUAUGGAAAAAAUGUAUGAGAUUUUAAGUUUCGAAACCAGACUGUUGCACUCUAUAUACAGCUAUUUGAAGCAGGACAUUGGACCAAUAAGAUUCUACUGUGGCCGUAGGGCUACUGACAGAAUGUUCUGUCACUCAUCACAGUUGCAGCUGGUUGGACACAAAUGCAGAUUUACAUGCAAGACAUUUUAUUGAUUGUUGCUUUAGUGCGUUGCGCCUAAUUAGGACAUGAUGUGAUUGUCGUAAGCGUUCCCUCUCUUACUCACAAGUUCACACAAACACACGCAUACUCAACUAGCCAGUAGUUUUGAUGCCAGAUCCAGUAACCUCUAUUGAUGCAAUUUCAAGAAAUACCUCUUUAACUUAUGGUGUGUGGAAUUUUUUUUACAGUGAUCCUGAAAAAAAAGUACUUUUUUAAAGCAUCAACAUUGUUAUUUUUAUCAACCACUGCAUGAAUGGUUUUCUGUUUUACUGUAGUUAUUUGAAAUGAAAAUGAAUACUAAAAUAAAAAUACAAAU